Messenger RNA from Lethenteron reissneri (Far Eastern brook lamprey), 1192 nucleotides. RefSeq lists its product as uncharacterized. Gene Ontology annotation, molecular function: cysteine-type peptidase activity. Gene Ontology annotation, biological process: proteolysis. Lineage: Eukaryota; Metazoa; Chordata; Hyperoartia; Petromyzontiformes; Petromyzontidae. The record is from RefSeq and is a predicted model, not a curated record.
AUGUGGCAACCACGCGCGGGACCGCAGGCUCGCAAGCCGCUCGUCCCGUGCGGGAAACAGUCGCAGCCAGAGGAGCCAGCUCCCACGCCGCAAGAGUCUGCUGUGGCGGCGAAGCGGCGACCAAGCCCGCCUCCGCCCGGCGUCACUCCGUCCGCCCCCCCGUCUCGGUCGAACACGUCGUCUUCGUUCCGGGCUUCCUUCGAUGACGUGCCUUCCAGGCCGGUGUGGAUCAUACCGAUCCACGAGCAGUCGCACUGGCAGAUCUUGGUCAUCGUCAACACCACGUGCCCACCAAGGUCGACUGCCAUGCUGUUAGACUCAAUGGCUGCGCGGGGGCAGUCGCGCAACGCCAAGAGCAUCGCGGCCUUCGCCAGCGCGGUGGUGGUCCGGGUCGUGUGCGCCGAACCGGUGAGUACGCCGGUGGCAAUCGCCACGGUGGCGCUUGUGCCGCAGCAACCGAACGACUACGACUGCGGCGUCUACGCCCUGCUCAACAUCAUGCACCUGGUGCACGAUUACGACAGCAUCGUGGCCGUUCAAGGACCAGGUCAGGUGGAUUGGCGCGCGUGGUACACGCAGGAGGCGGUGUCACAGCACAGGCGCGACCUGCUGCAGCAGCUGCAUGAACUUAAAGACCUACAUCAGCAAUAAAUCAAGAAUCAUCAGAUGCAAUAGUAACAGCUACAACCUCCAACACGACUACAGUAUCCAACACGAAUUGCACAGAAUGCGCUGUCCAACCAAGUUCCUACCUGCCCACUCCGAAGGAGUGUGCUUAUUUUAGCGCAAGGCUAUCGUCAAUAUGCUGCCGUCUCAUAGUCUGAAGUGGUUUUGCAGUGGGGGCCGAUAUUGCUGUGUAAUUUGUGGUGCCAUUUUUCAAAUUUGAGGUGAGGAUGAUGAGGUCACUAUGGCGAACAGAGUUUGCUAUGGUGAGAAUGGUUAAGUUGCUAGGGUGAGGAUGAUGAUGAGGUGGUGGUUGAGGUGGCUUUGGCGAGGGCGUGGCUAUGGUGAUAUGGCUAUGGCGAGGAGGUGGCUCUCGUGAGUACAGACAGACCAACGACGAUGUGCGCGUGCGUGACGCCCGUGGCCCCGCGCCGGGUGCAGGUUUAGCUAUGUUGAUGUAGCGCGGGUGUCGCGUGAAGCUCGGUGACGUGUCGGUUCUAAUGCACAAUAAAUAGAACACGUGUACACG